AUGGUUCCGGCCGACGGGCAAUCGGGAAUCGGGAAUAAACCCUCGUGGAUUCUCCUCCAAGAAAGAAAAACGAAAAGAAAACUCCCGAACAAAAAAGCACACGCGAUUUCGCAAAAGGGGGAAACAGGGGAUCUCCGCCUCGGCCGCGCCGACCCGGGGGAAGAGAGGAGCGUGCGAGUGCGACGGCACGCAGGCGCAUCUCGUCUCCCGCCGCCUCUGCUUGUCUUCGCCAUCGCCACCACCCCAAGGCUCGGAAAAAAAAUCAUAUGCGUGGCAAUAAACGGCAAGCUAUUGGCAAUCGGAACAAAUAGGCGGGCAGCCACUUAUUCCCAUCCGAGCCACAGAAGUGGGUACUACACAGCAGUGACGGACAAUGGCUUGUCAACAAGGCGUAAGAUUCCAGCCAUCUUCUCAAGAAUGUUCUCACAUUACAAAGUCAUUAUCAGAAAGAACAGAGCUGAGGAUCACAAGUAUAGAACCAGGAUGUCAAGAGGCUACCACUCACUCUCUGUGCCAGUGGCAAAUUCAUCUGCAACCCAGCAAGCGCAAUUGGCAUGGAAGCAGCUCGGUCAUAAGUAUGCAUAUAGAGGUCCACGGUUCCCACUACUGAGCCGAGCAGCUUGUGCUGUAAGCCUGUCCUUUACGAGGUUCCAUAUCAUCCCUGGGGUCAUGGCUCUAGCUUUUGGCAAGAUGGCACUUGCACCUCCUGUCCUGUCAGACUCACGACCCUUCAUGCCAAGAAUGGAUGGCAUCAUCACAAAGGCACAAGAUACUCGCCAGUUUCUGUCAUCUCUUGUUUGGUCAAUCUGGGAGGGCAUGACUUUGCUUGUUAGAGCUGUGCAUUUGGCAUUCCUAUUCUUCCCUGCAACUGCAUUAGCUCCAUUUGCUGACAAGUUUAGUGUUGCAUUCAGAAGAAGGUGGCUUAGUCUUAUGCGCCGGACCCUUGAAAAGGCUGGGCCUGCAUUCAUUAAGUGGGGCCAGUGGGCUGCAACACGCCCUGAUCUUUUUCCAAGUGAUCUCUGUGUUGAGCUUGCAAAGCUUCACUGUGCGGCUCCAGCACAUGGCUUUGCUUACAGCAAGGCUGCCAUUGAGAAGGCAUUCGGUCGUGAGCUUUCUGAAAUAUUUGAGUCCUUUGAGGAGAACCCUGUAGCUUCUGGAAGCAUUGCACAAAUACAUCGGGCCACACUAAAACAUCAACAUCCUGGAAAGCAUGUUGCAGUUAAGGUGAGGCAUCCUAAUGUCGGAGAAUCAAUCAAGAGAGACUUUCUACUCAUCAAUCUUGUGGCAAAGGCUUCUAAUAUUAUCCCUGGAUUAAGCUGGCUGAGGCUGGAUGAGAGUGUUCGCCAGUUCGCAGUAUUCAUGAUGUCUCAAGUUGACCUUUCUAGGGAAGCUGCUCAUUUGAGUCGUUUUAUCUACAACUUCCGCAGAUGGAGACAUGUGUCUUUCCCAAAGCCCUUAUAUCCAUUUGUGCAUCCAUCUGUCCUAGUUGAGACUUUUGAGAAUGGAGAAAGUGUUUCUCAUUUUAUGGAUGGAAUCGAAGGGAAUGCUCGAAUGAAGAAAGACCUUGCACACAUUGGGACAUAUGCUUUCCUGAAGAUGCUUCUGGAGGACAAUUUUAUUCAUGCGGAUAUGCACCCUGGGAACAUUCUUGUCCGUUUAAAUGAGAGCAAGCUUGCAAGGAGACGAUUUUUCAGAGCUAAGCCCCAUAUUGUGUUUCUUGACGUGGGCAUGACUGCUGAGCUCACACGAUCUGACCGGGAUAACUUACAACAGUUCUUCAAGGCAGUGGCUACUAGAGAUGGUCGUACUGCUGCUAAGUGUACACUUCAGUUAUCAAAGAAUCAGAGCUGUCCAAAUCCAGUCGCCUUCACCGAGGAGCUGGACAAGACGUUUACAUUUUGGGGAACGCCUGAGGGGGAUGUUUUUCAUCCUGUUGAAUGCAUGCAUGAAUUGCUUGAUACAAUUCGCCGCCACAAAGUCAACAUUGAUGGCAACAUCUGUACUGUAAUGGUUACCAUUUUGGUCGUUGAGGGGUGGCAACGCAAGCUGGACCCAGGCUUUGAUAUCAUGCACACGCUGAAGACUUUACUACUAGAGAAGGAUGUGAAGCAACCAAUUGAUUUUUUCUCAUAA
Messenger RNA from Miscanthus lutarioriparius, 2133 nucleotides. Lineage: Eukaryota; Viridiplantae; Streptophyta; Magnoliopsida; Poales; Poaceae. The record is from the annotation of a GenBank genome assembly.